Vollenhovia emeryi is the source of this 818-nucleotide messenger RNA. RefSeq lists its product as uncharacterized. The transcript is spliced from 3 exons. Lineage: Eukaryota; Metazoa; Arthropoda; Insecta; Hymenoptera; Formicidae. The record is from RefSeq and is a predicted model, not a curated record. The coding region runs from base 230 to 661 and encodes 143 amino acids.
UGUGUGUGUGUGUGUGUGAGUGCGCAUGUAUGCUUUGUGUUUUUCUAUAAGCACAUUUAUUAUAGUGUUACAAUAAUGAUAUGUCGUAGGCUUAUAUACACCAAGUCAAGCUGAAAAGAGGUGGAAUUACUUAAAGGAUUGUUAUAGGAAAGCCAAAAAGUUAUUUAAGGAACGACAAGCUCUUCAACAAAAAAGUGGCGCAGCUGGUGUAUCGAAAUCAGAAGCAAUCAUGCCGUCCUUUCGUCAUUAUAAUUUAAUGAUUUUUUUAAAUGAUACCUUAGAACAUCGACAAACUGUGACUUCUUUGAAAUUGACACCAGAUGAUCAACAAGCAUCUACAUCAACAGCAAACAUAGAUGAUUUGUAUGACGUGCGAUCAAGUGUAAACAAUGACACUUUGGAAUCCAGAUCAUUAUCUCCAUCUUCAGACUCCACUCCAAUAUCAGUGACAUCAAAAAAAAGAAAGAAAUCUAUUUGUUUGGAUAAAUAUGAAGAAGCUCUUGUAGAAGCGUUGAAAAAAACAAAGGAGCCAAGCCCGAUUGAUGGAUUUGUACUACGUUUAGCUGAAGGUUUACAGAGACUUUCAUAUAAACAAAGGUUAAAAUUAGAAAUAGAAAUUUUAACGAAACUCUACGAAAUUGAAGAGUCAGGAGAGGUUUAAACAGAAGAGCUUAUAUUCAGAAGAUCUUUUUAUAACUCGUAAUGUAAUAAAAAGGCUCUUAGAUAUUUCUAUAGCUAUUUGAAAACUACGACAUGAAAAACAAAAUAAUUAUAUGAUUGUUUUGCUAUUCAUAUCGAAAAAUAAUUUAGGUUUUCUG